ACCGCGCCCUGUCACCAAGUGUUUCUCGCCACCUACACUUCACUCUGACUCGUACGUCAAUAUGAUGACAUCACGUAUGUUCGUACUUAUUGCGUUUGUGUUGGUGAAGAAGUGUGUCGGUAGCCCUGUGGAUCAUGUGGGCGUAAUGAUGGGCAUAGUGAAGGGCGGCUUCGCGUACCAGGUGGGCGAGGUGGUGGGCCAGGUAGUGGAACUGCACCUGACAGGAUGUCACUUGGUGCUGGUUGACACAACACAAAACCCAACGUUCUCCACGACGAUCAGACAGUUAAUGAGAAUGAGAACGAGUGUGACGAUAGUCGAGGCGUGGCGGUUGUUUUCACAGGAGGAGGCACGCGGGAACGAGUCAAAACGUGACCAACUAAACGGUGAUCAAACCGUCAGCGACCGGCUUGCAAGGAACCAGCUCCUGCAGGGGCUGUGGGGGGACGCUACACUCACGUGCCGCGCCCUCAUCAUAUACUUGGACAACAACAGCAGCCUCUUCUUCAUGUUCCUGGAGUGGUGUGAAGUGUGGCGACGACCAGAGAUUCCUGUGGUGGUGGUGGGUGAGAGGGAGGGAGUGGAGACCGUCCUCCUUCACCACAGUCUUCGCAACACUAUUCACACCCUUUACCUCGCCCUCCAUGACCUCCCCCUCCACAGAGGCCAGAGACCAUCGCUCAACAUGAGAUCUAGGGAAAGGAGCAAAAUCAGAGCAAGUGAGGGUGAGCAGGUGUGGGUGUACAGGCGGUGUCUGUACUGUAAGAAGGGUGAGGCUCAGGUCCAACUCCUGUAUCAGGGGAACGUGACCUCAGGCCUCCAGCACCGUAUCAACCUCUUCCCAGAACAACUGGAAAACUUCCUGGGGCACACAUUCCAGCUGGUGGGACUGCGUUACCUUCCUUUCAUUGAUUUCGAAGAGUUCAAAGAGCCGGGCACCCCGGUGGCUCCUCGAGACUCCCUCAACACCCGCAUGCUCCACACCUUCGCCAAUAAUCUUAACUUCUCAUACGUCUUGCGUGAGCCCCUGGAUGAGAAGUGGGGGACUCCAGCAGCCGAUGGCAACUGGACAGGGAUCGUUGGCACCCUCCAGCACCAGCAGGCGGACUUCUCCCUCGACCUUACACUCACAGAGUCAAGGAGCCGCGUCAUGGACCACUCAAGGAUCUAUAAUUACGAUCCUUAUAUUAUUUUGUCUCUAAAACCUUCAUCUCUACCGCGACACCUGGCGCUCACCAGACCUUUUAAAGAGGAAGUCUGGAUUACGAUCAUUGUCUGUACACCUGUUUUGGGCCUCAUCCUGUGGCUGCUGCAGAAGGCGUGGUCAUGGGCGUUAGCUGAACGUGAUGUCAGCCUGGUGCCCCCACUCUUCCACACUUGGGGAAUAUUACUGUCAGAGCCAAGCCCAACACUGCCCACCAAAGCCAGUGGACGGGUGCUGAUGGGGUGGUGGUUGCUGACCUGCGUGAUCAUCACAGCAGCCUACCGCUCCUCCCUCGUCGCCCACCUCUCCGUCCAGAGCAAGUACCCGCCCAUUAACACCUUCCAGGAUCUCCUCAACCGAGAUGGCUGGUCCUGGGGUAUUUAUGAAUUAGUAGGAACUAAUUUCUUGUACUUUAACGGAAGUUCUGAUCCUGAUAUUCAAGGAAUUUAUCAACAUAUGAAAAAUUUGGAGAAUAGUGACGCGGAAGAAUGGCUGGAGCGUGUGCUGUAUGGUGGGUUCUCCCUCCUAGAUCUCAAAACGUGGACUCAGAUUCAAGUGGCUAAGCGCUACACUGACAAACACGGCAACACACCUUUUCACAUCGGCACCACCGAAUAUCCCGUUUUUGGAGGCAAUGUUUGGGGAUUCAGGCAAGUUACCUUGAAUUGUCCUUUUUUAGUACGCACAAAAAAAAACUCUUCUAACCAUUAUUACAAUAAACAGCCACUCGUAACUCAAUGACGGACACAUAUAUGUGCCUCAACUGUUUACAAAUACCCAAAAAAUUACGAUGCAUCUUUAAACAACACUUACCUCAAAGCCCGCUGUGCUGUAUUCGGCCCAUAUUGCACCCCGCCACAGAAUGAAAUCCCUGCAACUGUUUCUCGUGGACCGAGACUACUGUAAAACGCCAUCUACCUUCCUUUAGACUAAUUCCCACUGACCACCUCCCUAUAUUAAGAGAGCAGUCUUGGUUCCUUCUGUGGAAGAGGAUUAUUGAAACAGUCAACCAAUGUGUAAUCUUUAAGAC
Homarus americanus (American lobster) is the source of this 2234-nucleotide messenger RNA. RefSeq lists its product as uncharacterized. The coding region runs from base 62 to 1945 and encodes 627 amino acids. Gene Ontology annotation, molecular function: glutamate-gated receptor activity. The record is from RefSeq and is a predicted model, not a curated record. NCBI's taxonomy places the organism in Eukaryota, Metazoa, Arthropoda, Malacostraca, Decapoda, Nephropidae. Gene Ontology annotation, cellular component: membrane. The transcript is spliced from 10 exons.